GCGGGGCCAGGCCGCGGCCCCGGCGGCGACGCGGAAGGGGCGACACCGCCCGGGCGGGAGCCGCCGCGUUACCGGAGCGGCCGCGGGUCGGCAGCCCCGCCGGGCAUGUCCCCGCCCGGGCCCGGGCCCGCAGAAGCGGCCUCCCGCGUUAGGGAGGCGGCGGGCAGGGACCCGCUGGCCGCCGACCUGCGCUGCAGCCUGUUCGCCGCCGCGCUGCAGAGCUACAAGCGCGACUCGGCGCUCAGGCCCUUCCCGGGCCGCUACGCGGAUGGUGACAACAAGGACUUCGAGGGGCUGCUUGCAGAUACCAAGGCUCUUCCAAGCCUGAAAGAGCUUCUGGAGUCUGUGCCAAACACAGAGAAAAGGACCUGGGAUUUGUUUAGUUGGAUUUUAUCAUCUAAGGUCUUCAUGAUACAAAGUACUAAGAAACAGGAGUACGAGAAGAUCCAAGAACUCACAGGGAUGUCUGGGGCUGUGGUUCCCGCUCCAGACUACCUCUUUGAGAUCAUGUAUUGUGAUCAAACCAAUACCAAGUUUGCUGAGACCAAGGGAGAGCGGGACCUCAUCUAUGCCUUCCAUGGGAGCCGCCUGGAGAACUUCCAUUCCAUCCUGCACAACGGCCUGCACUGCCACUUGAACAGGACAUCCCUGUUUGGUGAAGGCACAUAUCUCACCAGUGACCUGAGCCUGGCUCUCCUUUAUAGCCCCCACAGCCUUGGUUGGCAGCGAAGUGCGUUGGGCUCUGUCCUUAGCUGCGUGGCUGUUUGUGAGAUCAUUGACCACCCAGAUGUAAAGUGUCAGGUGAAAAAGAAAGAUUCAGAAGAAAUAGACAGAAAAAGAGCAAGAGUGAGAAACAGCGAAGGGGGUGAUGUACCACAGAAGUACUUCGUUGUCACAAACAAUGAGCUUUUACGAGUUAAAUACUUGCUGGUAUAUUCACAGAAGCAGCACAGGAGGCCUUCUAGUCAAUCUUCCUGGUUUCACACCCACCGUUUUGCCGUAAUGAUGAUGCUGUACCUACUGCUGCUCAUAGUGAUAGGGGCCAGUAACUCGCCAACCUUCGUCUACUACUGGCACAGAAUGUUUCACUCGGAGAGAUGAAUUGCCCAAGGUGAUAAACUGUUCUUUUCACCACGUGCCUUAAUAAUAGCCAAUCUGCAAUGCACUGUCUCUGUUCCAGAGCUCUGGAAAUACAGGUGCCUGGAACUUUCCAGUUCUGCAACCAGUAUAUUAUCCUCAUGGCAUCUUUCCAUUUAUUCUUAUUUCUGUGUUCCUGUGAUUUACGAGGAUGCCCAGUCCAGCUGAAAAGGAUCACAGUGGUGCAGCUUAGCACGAACCAGUUAUUAAGGGUCCAUGGGAAAAAAGCGAUUUAAAAUUAAUGAAAACUAAGCAUGGAAACACUCAGGUGUAACUUUUCUGUCAAACUGAGGUAUGUUUGCACAAGUAUGGAGGGAGGAUUUUUCUGUAUGUCAGGCAAAGCAACCUGUAGAGAGUCUUACCAGUUUGUUUUCAGAAGCUGAAUUUAGUGAUGUUUAGCAUGUAUCAGUGCAGAUGGGAUCACUGUUUAAACUUUUAAAACUAAACUUUGGCUUUGGCCAGGAAUUUUUGUAUGAGAGCGUAAUGAUUGUAACAAAGCAAAAGAAAUAAAACAACCACCAAAAUGGAAGAAGUUA
Messenger RNA from Strigops habroptila (Kakapo), 1673 nucleotides. It is a transcript of the gene PARP16, whose product is annotated as poly(ADP-ribose) polymerase family member 16. Gene Ontology annotation, cellular component: intracellular anatomical structure; endoplasmic reticulum tubular network; nuclear envelope. Bases 106 to 1101 code for a protein of 331 amino acids. Lineage: Eukaryota; Metazoa; Chordata; Aves; Psittaciformes; Psittacidae. The record is from RefSeq and is a predicted model, not a curated record. Gene Ontology annotation, biological process: endoplasmic reticulum unfolded protein response. Gene Ontology annotation, molecular function: kinase binding; NAD+ poly-ADP-ribosyltransferase activity; protein serine/threonine kinase activator activity. The transcript has 6 exons.